UGUGAAUAUCAGUCCACUCAGCCCACAAAACAGCAGCAGAAUGGAGAGGAUCUUAUUGGCUGUGUUAUGUCUCUCAGUCUGGAGCAUCUCCACAUGCCUCCUCCAUCAGUACCACUAUGUCCAUGAAUUAAAGACUUGGACUGAAGCUCAGUCCUACUGCAGAAGACAUUACACAGACCUGGCCACUAUUGAAAACUCCUCAGAGGUGGACCAGCUGAUCAACGCAGUGUCUGAUAAAAGUGUGUCUGAGGUGUGGAUUGGUCUGUUCAGUGAAGUGGACUGGAGGUGGUCCGAUGGAUACACAGGCAAUGAAUCUGGAUACAGACGCUGGUGUGCAGGUUGGUCUGAACCAAAUUUUUGGGCAGCUGAUCAAUUCUGUGUAUUCUAUUGUUCAUCUGGAUGGUGGGAUUAUGGCUGUGAAGAAGGACUUCCAUUUAUCUGUUUCUCAGGAACACAGUUUGUUUAUAUUAAUCAAAGUCUGAGUUGGACCGCUGCUCAGAGCUACUGCAGGUCCAACUACGUGGACCUGGCCACCGUGAAGAACCCCAGUGACGACCAGAUGAUCCAGAAUGUUACGCCAUCUGACAGCUCAGCUUGGAUUGGUUUAUUCAGAAAUCCAAACUUCAACUGGCCUGAUGGGAGCAGCUUCUCAUUCACCUACUGGUAUGAUGAUUUCAAUCCUCUUAACUCAUUGAAGAUCAUAUGUGGUGUUGCAUAUUUGAAGAAUUCAGGAAAAUGGAGGUUUGUACCCUGUGACAACAGAAGACCAUUUGUCUGCCAUGGCACCCCCUCUGUUGUGAAGAAGCAGACAGUGAAGCUGAGGAUGAAGGUGGAGGACUCCUCUGUGGACCUGAAUGAUCCUGUUAUCAGAGCAGACAUCCUGAAAAAGCUGCAGGAAAAACUGAAUAUGACUGGAGUGACUCUGAAGUGGGGAGAACAGCCUGAUGGGAAAGUUUUCCACAAGAUGAAGGAACAUCGCCAGAAAAAAAACAAAAAGAAAACUGAGCUCUGAACCUGAACUUCCACUGUUUUUCAUUAGAAUGCUGUGCAGAGUAACACCCCGUCUCUGAAACCUUUCACAUCAGCUGAAUCUCAGUGGGUGAAACAGGAACAUUAAAGGAUUUGGCAUUAUAACAUUAUUUUUUUCCAGCCUUUCAUUGCUGUUAUUAACCAUCAAAAUGCAGUUUACUGAAACAUCAUAGACAUUUCCUUGUCACAAAAUGUAGUUCAAUGUAAUAAACAUAAAAAAAAAUACACCAAUGAACAUAAGAACAGUGCUUGGACACAGUUGAACAGAUUGAUUUUGACAGUUUGUGGCUUGGUGAAGGUUUACUAAAAUAAGACGUUUCAGUUUUGACAGAUUUUCCUGUAUGUACCUUCACUGAUUAGAUUGGUUAACUUUAGGCAUGAGGACUGAUGAGCCAAUCAGGGGCAGAGUAGGGCGGGUCAUGCCAAGGAAGAUAUCGCUGAUUUAGUGCCAGAGCCAGGGCUCUGCUUAGCGUUGGCUGCCUCUGGAAUCUGAUUGGACACCACGGGUGCCAGUGCCACCCCAGUUGAUUGACAGGUCACUACAUGUCUCAUUGAAAGACGUGCAAUUAUUGGAAAUGUGAACAAGAAAGGCAGAAUAAACAUAUUUCAAAUGAGUGACACAUCUCAAGAGAACCUACUUUAAUGAAAUACAUAAUUCUGUUGUAAGUUUUAGGGGCGUUUCAGAAUGAGUCACUGUUUUAAACUAUUGGUCAUAUGACUGCACAUCUAGAGGAGAGAUGUUGUCACCAAUAGUUAAACUAUGCAAGUAGGCUAACGUUAUGAAAGGC
Molecule: messenger RNA, 1817 nt
Organism: Sphaeramia orbicularis (orbiculate cardinalfish)
Lineage: Eukaryota; Metazoa; Chordata; Actinopteri; Kurtiformes; Apogonidae
Product: putative C-type lectin domain family 20 member A
Exons: 5
Coding region: 41-1012 (323 amino acids)
Source: RefSeq, a predicted model, not a curated record